CCGGACGGUCCCGGGGCUCGGCCCACAACUCCCAGCCUGCGGCGCACCGCUCCGGCCCGGUGCCAUCAGUUGCGGCUGCCGGCGGCUGCCAGCGCCUGCCGUGGGCGGUGCGGGGCCCCGGAAGCGCUCGGCUUUCCCUAGCAACGCCCGGCGCCAUGCCGCUGUGGCUGCGGGAGCACAGCUGGCGGCAGAGCGGCUCCGCCGUGUACCUCUCGCUGCCCGUGCGCGGCCUGCGGGUCACCGCCGCCAACAUCUUCUGCACCGAGCGGUACCUGAAGGUAAGCGUCCCUCCCUUUUUAUUUGAAGCUGUUUUAUAUGCCCCUAUUGAUGACACAAACAGCACAGCAAAGAUCGGCAAUGGAAUCGUUUUCUUCACUUUGUAUAAAAAAGAAGUGGCCAUGUGGGAGUCCCUGACUGUAGCAAAUGUUAACAAGGAGGAACUGCAACAUCUAAGAGAGAAUGCUGUUCUUAGAGCACACGAAAAGGCAAAAGAGGAGACAGAAGCAAAAAAAGUUACAAAACAGGAGCACAAGAAGUAUGCUUUGGAGGCUACAAUGAAGCUAGAAGAAGCAGAAAGAAAAAGAAUUGAAGGUCUGAAAGAACAGGAGAGACAGAAAGUUGCUAAGGAGUUGGAGCUAUGGAGAUGUCAGCAAAACAAUGUUGAGAAACAAAAGAGGGUACAAAAUGAAGGGGAACUACAUGAAGAAGGAGAGCAACUAAAGGAGAAGAAAAGGGAAAAAAUAAACAAAACCAGAAUUCCUAAUGAAGAAAUUUCUAAGACCAAACUCAAAGAUACAAAAGGUCGUGGUUCCUAUAGUAUCUUUUCAGAGAAUUUAAGAGAAGAGCAGUUGCCAGCUCCUCGAUCUGCUGGUACUAUUAAAAUCAACUUCACAUCACGAGUUUUUCCUACAGCUCUUCGAGAGUCUCGUGUAGCAGAAGAGGAAGAGUGGCUACAAAAACAGGCAGAAGCUCGAAGGAUAAUAAAUGCUGAUUUGUCUGAGCUGGAAGAUUUAAAAGAAGAGGAGAAAAAUCCAGACUGGUUAAAGGACAAGGGAAACAAAAUGUUUGCAACAGGAAACUAUCUUGCAGCUGUAAAUGCAUAUAACCUUGCAGUCCGACUAAACAAUAAGCUUCCACUGCUGUAUUUGAAUCGUGCUGCUUGCCAUCUUAAGCUGAGAAAUUUACACAAAGCCAUUGAAGAUUCCUCUAAGGCACUAGAAUUGCUAACACCACCUGUUCCUGAUAAUGAGAAUGCUCGAGUGAAAGCAUAUGUGAGACGUGGCACAGCCUUUUGUCAGCUGGAGCUGUAUGCUGAAGGAAGGACAAUUUACUGGUUAAUUGCAAUUCCACUUGAUUUUUUUAAAUCUUAAGUUGUCAGAGAAUUGAUUAUACUUCUAAUUCAGGGGGUACACAUUAGUUUCAUUGAGGAAAAGGCUUCAGUGAGUUGUGUAUCAUCCUCCCUUUGGUCUGUUGGGUAGUCAGUCUUUCUGUGCAUUGCAGCCAAAUCUUGACUGUAGCAAGCUGCUGGCCAUGGAGGGUAUUAUGUGGAGUGAAAUGAGAGGUCAGAGGUGAGACUUUCAAAUUAGGAACCAUUCAAAAGUGGCAGGCAAACUGAUGUGAAACUAGGUUGCAGUACUUCAGCUGUUCAUGAGACAACACUAUACUGAUUUUUAGAUUAUAGCAUUAGCAACUAUAGAACACCUUAAUUAAAAUAACCUGAAAUAUUUCUAAAUUACUUGUUUGUGACCUUUGUAGUAACAUGUCUUUUUAAACCUGUAUAUGAAAUCCAUAUUGACCAAAAAGAUGUUUGUCAAGUAUGUGUCACCUUUAUACAGAUAUGAGUUAUGUGUCCCUUGGCUUUGUAAGGCAAAGUUAAAAGGGAAAGAUGAUAAUAGCAAGUGAAGAAUGUUCAAAAUGUUUAUGCAGAGGUUUUCCAGCUGUUAUCUUAUCUAUGAAUCCCUUUAUCACUUCCUUGCAAUUUCACUUGUACAGGAAAGCCUAAUAAGGACUACUUCCUCCCUUUUCUCCCUUUCCUUCCAUCUUCAAGCUAUCUUAUUCAUAGCAUGUGGUUUUUUUUCUUGUUUUCAUGUGUUUUCAUUCCAUUAGUCAAUUUUUCUAUCUGUUGCAGAACACUCUUGAACACUCCCCACAUCUGUAAUUCCUUUACCCAGUGUUCCUCUGUUAUAAUUUUGUCUGAUGUAGAAACCAUUUGAUUAGGCUGUUGUGAUCAUUUGUUUAUUUGUUAACUGAAUGGCAAACUUAGAACAACUGUAAGAUAGUCUGCAGGUGGAAGCCCUACCCUGUGAAAAGUCUCUAGGCUGAAGAAAGCCUAAGUUAGACCAAAGUUAGUUGACCUCUGUGUGUGAGCAGAGACACAUACAUAUGAUGAAGCGGGUCUCUUUUGGUGUUUCAGGACCUGAAAUGUUUGUGUAGCAGUGAUGUUUCCAUUAAAAUAUUUUUAAAAAUAAUAGGAACCAGGUAUACAUUUAGUAUACUGACAGCAGUUAAUCCUGUUGUUGUUCUGAUCUGUUUUGCUCAAUAGCAAAUUUCAAGAGCAGUACUUUAUGCAGUCAGCCAGGGAGCAUUUAUUUCCAGUUAGUUGCUAAAGAGGAAAAGACAUUUGCAUUAAUGAUUGACGCUCUUAUUAAUGUA
Lagopus muta (rock ptarmigan) is the source of this 2652-nucleotide messenger RNA. It is a transcript of the gene DNAAF4, whose product is annotated as dynein axonemal assembly factor 4. Gene Ontology annotation, biological process: heart development; cilium movement; inner dynein arm assembly. Lineage: Eukaryota; Metazoa; Chordata; Aves; Galliformes; Phasianidae. Bases 156 to 1370 code for a protein of 404 amino acids. The transcript has 9 exons. Gene Ontology annotation, molecular function: nuclear estrogen receptor binding. The record is from RefSeq and is a predicted model, not a curated record.